Messenger RNA from Pararge aegeria (speckled wood butterfly), 4723 nucleotides. RefSeq lists its product as uncharacterized. The transcript is spliced from 9 exons. The coding region runs from base 281 to 2659 and encodes 792 amino acids. NCBI's taxonomy places the organism in Eukaryota, Metazoa, Arthropoda, Insecta, Lepidoptera, Nymphalidae. The record is from RefSeq and is a predicted model, not a curated record.
UUGUUUUUAUCUUGUUUUUCAAGCCAAGGAAACACUGAGCACUACCUAGACUCGUGCGCAUAACGUCAUCCUCCGAAUGAAUUAUUGCGAAUAAAAACAAGUUUCCCAGAACUGAACUUAUGGUAAAGUGAUUGUGAUAAUAUGGUGUGAUCUAAAGGAGUGCAGUGAAAGUUGGAAACAUUGAAUUUAGAACCGUGUUUUUUAAUUUUGCAGUGUGACGUCGUAGAAAACAUAUGAGAUGCAAGAAGGGCUAGAAGCUCUAUAAGCUGACUCUCCAACUAUGGGCAUGUCCAAGUUCCUGAAUCUACAACAAAACACAAAAAUGGCGGACGGCAAGAAGUCAAUAAAGAACAAACUAAUAAAACCAUUCGUCGCACUGUUCCGCAAGAACAAAAAAAACAAGGCGAAAAGCCAAGAAAGUAACAAGGAAAAUACAAACGAGGUACCAUUAACGAACACAGCCGCAGAAAUCAAAUUAAACCAUGUGCGUUAUGAGGAAUCCCCGUUCGAUAAUCUCCUGAAGAAUCUUGAGAAGCUCGAAAUAGAGAAGAAAGCAAGGCUAGAAGCGGAAUCAUCAGAUUUCAUCAACGCCAAUUGCAACGAUUCGAUUAGCAGUCUGGAGAAUGAAAUCGAAAGGGAGAAAGAAUUUUUGGAUAGAUUCAACGAAGUCGACAAGAAGUCAAGGUUAGAUGCAGCAAACCCAGGUUUAAACGAACACCAAAACGAUUCAGACUACGAUAAUGACGCAGAACUUCUGGAAAAAUUCCACGAACUUGUAAUAGAGGCGAAGGAAACCACCGGAACUGCGGAAGAUGAUGAGGAUUUCAAUAAGUUCUCAUCUAAAGUGGCAUCUGAGGACAGCAGGGCGUCCAGGAUCGAUUCGCAAUCUUCGGAGGACAGUGGUUUCGCAGACAAAUGUAGUCCAGAGUCAGAUGAAGACAAAACUGGUGAAGAAGAGAAGCAGAAAGAAGCCAAACUGCAAAUAGCUUACAUCAAAAGGGGUCCUAUAAAGAACAAUAGAUCAAUAACCAAGCAAAGCAGCUCAUCUGUGCAACCAUAUGAGAUUUCCCUGAACCCCGACAUCCUUUCUGGCGGGUAUGUGAUCACCAAUCCAGAACAUAGCGCGGCGUUCUUAACCCAACCUCCACACGAAUUGGAACCGCAGGGUUCUGAGGGAAUCGAUUUCCUAAUCAAAUCCUGUUUCUCGCAAGAUCAAAUCGACCUAUGCAUUCACGCUCUAGAGGUUGAUUCACAAAUGAAGAGCAAUUCAAUUUUAAACCCACCCCCAAAUAUAUACCUAGACCAACAACUCGGACUUAUAAAUGAGAACAGCGAUCUAGAUUUGAACAGUCUUUUGACACCCCCAAAUUCGGUCAACAGCUGCGCAUCGAAUUCGCCGAAUCACAUAAACAUGGAAUCACCACACAAAAAUAUUGAUGCCCUGCUAGGAAGCCCCGGUUUGUCCUUGAACGGGGACUAUGAGGAAUUUAGGGAAAUUAUGCCCUUAGUAGCGUCACCAUUCUACCCGGGAUUAGGGGAGAUUACCCCACCUGAAACGAAAUCGUCGCAAUCGCACCUAAACGCUUCACCAUCCUACCCGCGAUUAGGGGAGAUUACCGCACCUGAAACGAAAUCGUCGCAAUCGCACCUAAACGCUUCACCAUUUUACCCACAAUCCGGGGAGAUUACCCCGCCCGACACCACCUCACCAUUGCCGGUGUACAAAAUACUAAAGCACUAUAAAGACCGCCAAAGGGAGUUGGAGCAACAAUUUUUGAAAAUGGAAUGCUGUCAGACAAAUCUGACACCGUGCAAAGAGAUUUUUAGGAAGAAGUUACAGAAUUUGCCUGAAGAUGACAAGAAGCGGUUGUGCUGUGGUGUUGCCAAGUUAGAGCUGAAAUAUGCCUAUGGAAUUCUCCUCCACACCCUAACAGACCUGUCAAACAGUGACCAGGCGGAAGAUUUCAAAGAGGCACUUCUCUGUCUGGUGUGCGAGAAGGUACUCUCUGAGCAGAAGACCCUUUUUGUCGAGGAAUUCGGACUGAGCCUGCUCAAAUACGCGGUGCUACGCUGCUAUCAGAGGCCGGUGAUCACUCGCUACUUGGUGCAAUGCGUGCGCGCUGUCACCAGGAGCUCCGCGUACGAAAGGUCCAACGACACCGUUUUCACAGAGGUGGAUUCAAAUGGUGACAACUUGUUGAUCGCUUGCGUCCGCGAGGGGGACAAGUGCGCGAACGUGCUACGUGAGUUGGUACGCGCAGAGGAAAACGACAUUCCCCUGUUCGACGUGCACCACGUCAACAUAGACGGCUGCACCGCCCUCCACGCGUGCUGUGCGGGGCACGGCGUGAGUACGCCGCGUGCGCACACACUGCACGUGCUCCUGAGACACGCGUCCGCGGACCGGUAUCGAAAGGAUCGCAAGGGUGGUGAGACCCCCCUCCACUUGGCGGUUAACUCCGCCAACUGCGAGCUAGACAUGGUUCUGAUCUACUUCAGCGUCGACCGGCGGGACUGGUUCAGCCUUGCGCAUGCGGAGAACUUGAGCAAAAAAACCCCAUUGGAGUACGCUAAGAAUGGCCUACGAUCAAGACCGACGACGUAUCCGCGAGAAAUCUUUAAAUUCCUCGACAAGUGCCGAAAAACAACGAGGAAUUAAUUCGAGAAAUUUUAAUAAAUAUUUGACGACACAAAAAAACGUUCACCUUCCCAAAGUAUCAUUUUAUUUCGGAAGGAUCAUAGCUGACAUUUUCUACACGAGGAAAGGAUAAAAUUUCUAUCUUUUCCUAUAGUUUUAUCCACUCUGAAUAUGGGCACAUGGGAAAUAAUAUCCAAAUAAUAUACGUGUAAUAUCAAAAGGGGGUAAACUUCUGAUUUCCACGGUUGACUUGCUUUGGCAGAUGGACAGAUAUAUUUUAUCCCUUGUCAGUGGAUAUAGUCGAUGGAUAAAAUGUUCGUCCCCUGCUUAUGCUAGACGUGCUGUCUGUAUAUUAAAUAGGGGAUUAACUUAUCUUUUCCCUAUGGUCUUGCUUUUGCAGAUUGAAAAAUAAAUUUUAUCCCUCAGUGGAUAUCAUGAGGAUAAAAAAAACCUCUUGCAUAAGCUAGCAAGCUUAACGGUUGUAAUAGCGUCAAGGUUAGCGUGCUCGGAGGGUGGGAGUGAGACCGAAGCUUGCUAGGUGUUCCCCCAGGGCAUUGAAGGGAAAUCCCCCUAGACACCCUAAUCGUGUCUAAAGGUCCCCUUUAAGGGCUCAGAGCUCUGCUUAAGUUGGUGUUUGGGAUAGGUGUGUGUUUUCGCUCUUGUGUCAAGUACAACCUGAUGCUGGGUAAGACCCAUGGCCGGAUGACGUCAGAAAUAUUAUCGCAACACUGUAACGUCAAAGCAAUAUGGACUGCGUUACUCUAUUGAGACUCACAAUGUGUCACUCUUUAUCAUUUAACCAGCGUGUAGACGAAUUUGAGCUUUAAAACAAGGGGCAUAAAUUCUGUUUUACUGUGACGUUACGUUGCGCGAGAGUCCAAACUGAUCUUCCAUUAGUAGGGUACGAUUUUUAUAAUAAGUGUACACCUAUUCAAUCAGCAACACAUCACAAAGAACAUUUUAAGGGAUUCGAAUAUUAAAAUAUGGAGGCUGACUUACCUACUGCCCCCCAUUUAUUUUUCAAAAUGGCGUCUGUAAAACCUGUAUCAUGCUUAUUAAUAAAGCGGGCGAUAUAAAUAUUGAUUGGACGAAUUUUAUACAGAGUGAGCGACUAUAAAAUCCAAAGCGAUAAUAGUGAUAAAAUAAAUCUAGUUCGGUUUUCCCGAGCUACUGACGCUUUCAAAAUGGCGUCUGUAUAACCUGUAUCAUGCAAAUUAAUAAAGCGGGCAAAAUGUAUACUGAGUGGGCGACUUUUAUACCGAGUGAGUGACUAUUAAAAUCCGAAGCGAUAAUAGUGAUUACAAAAAUCUAGUUCGAUUUUCCCGAGCUACUGACGCUUUCAAAAUGGCGUCUGUAAAACCUGUAUCAUGCAAAUUAAUAAAGCGGGCAAAAUAUAUACUGAGUGGGCGACUUUUAUAUCGAGUGAGCGACUAUAAAAUCUAAAGCGAUUAGAUAUAUAAGCUAUCUGAUCUAAAAAAAAAGUUUAUAUCCCGAGCUACUGAAGCCUAAAGUUUGUUUAGGUAAGGUAAUUUAUGUGCCCUUAGGUUCUAUUGUCUUAGAAGAAAUAUAGUCAUGAUUCGCUCACUUACUUUUAAGGUAAGCCAUAUUUAGUAAUUACGAUACUAUUACGUCUUAAUAAUAUCCAUAAGUUAUUAAAGCUUUAAUGAUGCUUUUCUGUUAUUAAACUUUGCUAUGAAAUAUUGUUGUAUGCUCAUAUGCUUUAGAGUGCUAAGGCGCCGGUUUCAUUACAGCCAGAAGUGGUCGUUGCGUUGCGAAGUAUCGCUCUGUUAAUUGGAUAGUUUUAAUAUUAAACGUGUUUUGACGUAUUACUUAAAUAAACAAAAAACAUGACUUUUUCAUUCAUAGGCAAUUCUGGCUCCAUACCAAAAUAUUCGAACCCCAGGAUGUUCUAACAUUUAGCUUUAAUAAAAUAACUAACCUUUGAAAUUUUAAGUUUAGUUAAAGAUUUCAGUUUUUAAGUUUAGUUUCGUAAGAAUAGAGAUUGAUUAUUUUAAUUGAAUCUAAUUAAGAUUAUUGCGGAGUGUUGGAGAGGAACUUUUAAAUAGUUUUUAAGUGUUUGCUAUC